Molecule: messenger RNA, 2515 nt
Organism: Mangifera indica (mango)
Lineage: Eukaryota; Viridiplantae; Streptophyta; Magnoliopsida; Sapindales; Anacardiaceae
Product: phenylalanine ammonia-lyase-like
Exons: 2
Coding region: 163-2265 (700 amino acids)
Biological process (GO): L-phenylalanine catabolic process
Cellular component (GO): cytoplasm
Molecular function (GO): phenylalanine ammonia-lyase activity
Source: RefSeq, a predicted model, not a curated record
AGGAAUUUUCAUAACUUAAUCCUGAAAAUUUCCUUCACAACAAAUUGUUUUUGUUUUCGUUGUUUACCAAAAAAACACCAACACUUUCAUACUCUCCCGUGCACUAACAGCAUAAUCUUUUCAAAACAAGAUUUUCCCGCUCAUUUUCUUUCCUACCAAGCAAUGGAGUUUCAGUUGUGCACGAGCGACCCUUUGAAUUGGAACUUCGCGGCGGAGUCUUUGAAAGGGAGUCACCUGGAUGAAGUUAAGCGCAUGUUGGAGGAGUUCAGGAAGCCAGUGGUGAACCUCGGGGGGGAGACGUUGACGAUAGGCCAAGUGACGGCGAUUGCCAGUCAUGAUUCCGGCGUGCGGGUGGAGCUCUCGGAGGCGGCGCGUCCCGGCGUCCAGGCUAGCAGCGACUGGGUGAUGGAGAGUAUGAACAAAGGGACGGAUAGCUACGGAGUGACCACUGGCUUCGGUGCGACGUCGCAUAGGCGAACGAAGGAAGGUGGCGCCCUGCAGAAGGAGCUUAUCAGGUUCUUGAAUGCUGGAAUUUUUGGCAAUGGUACCGAAUCCUGCCACAUUUUGCCUCAUUCUGCAUCAAGAGCGGCGAUGUUGGUGAGAAUCAACACCCUGUUACAAGGAUACUCAGGUAUCAGGUUUGAUAUCCUGGAAGCCAUCACCAACUUCCUUAACCAUAACGUCACCCCGUGUUUGCCACUCCGUGGCACAAUCACUGCAUCGGGUGACCUGGUUCCGUUAUCAUACAUUGCCGGACUCUUGACCGGAAGGCCAAACUCGAAGGCAGUUGGGCCAAAUGGGCAAGUCCUGAAUGCCAAUGAAGCCUUUCAACUUGCUGGUAUCCAUGGUGGAUUCUUUGAGUUGCAACCUAAAGAGGGUCUUGCUUUAGUGAAUGGCACGGCUGUUGGUUCUGGCUUAGCUUCAAUGGUGCUUUUUGAGGCUAACAUACUUGCUAUUCUAUCAGAAGUUUUGUCAGCAAUUUUUGCAGAAGUUAUGAAUGGAAAACCUGAGUUUACUGAUCACUUGACACAUAAAUUGAAGCACCAUCCGGGCCAAAUUGAAGCUGCAGCUAUCAUGGAGCACAUUUUAGCUGGCAGCAGUUAUGUUAAAGCAGCUCAAAAGUUGCAUGAGAUUGAUCCUCUUCAGAAGCCAAAGCAAGAUAGAUACGCUCUUAGAACAUCUCCUCAAUGGCUAGGCCCACAGAUUGAAGUGAUUCGUGCUGCGACGAAAAUGAUCGAGAGAGAGAUCAACUCUGUGAAUGAUAAUCCAUUGAUUGAUGUUUCAAGAAGUAAGGCACUACAUGGAGGCAAUUUCCAGGGGACCCCAAUUGGUGUUUCCAUGGAUAACACACGUCUUGCCAUUGCCUCCAUUGGUAAACUCAUGUUUGCACAAUUCUCCGAGCUGGUCAAUGACUUCUACAACAAUGGAUUGCCUUCAAAUCUUUCUGGCGGUCGCAAUCCAAGCUUGGAUUAUGGAUUCAAGGGUGCCGAAAUCGCGAUGGCAUCUUACUGUUCUGAACUCCAAUUCCUUGCCAAUCCUGUCACCAAUCAUGUCCAGAGCGCUGAGCAACACAACCAAGAUGUGAACUCUUUAGGCCUUAUUUCUUCAAGAAAAACAGCUGAAGCUGUUGAUAUAUUGAAGCUCAUGUCCUCUACUUAUUUAAUUGCUCUAUGCCAAGCCAUUGACUUGAGGCAUUUGGAGGAGAACUUAAAAAACACUGUGAAGAACACAGUAAGUCAGUUGGCCAAGAAACUCCUGACAAUGGGAUUCAAUGGCGAACUUCACCCAUCAAGAUUCUGCGAAAAAGACUUGAUCAAAGUUGUGGACAGGGAAUACGUUUUUGCAUACAUUGACGAUCCCUGCAGUGCAACCUACCCAUUAAUGCAGAAACUAAGGCAAGUCCUAGUUGAACAUGCCAUGGCCAAUGGUGAAAAGGAGAAAAACUCAAGCACUUCAAUUUUCCAGAAGAUUGCAGUCUUUGAGGAGGAACUGAAAACCCAGCUUCCCAAAGAUGUCGAAAGCACAAGGAUCGAAAUUGAGAAUGGAAAUGCAGCAGUUCCAAACAAGAUCAAGGAAUGCAGGUCCUAUCCAUUAUACAAAUUUGUGCGAGAAGAACUUGGAACAAGUUUUCUAACUGGUGAGAAAGUAAGGUCACCGGGUGAGGAAUUUGACAAAGUUUUCUCAGCAAUGUGUGCAGGAAAGUUGAUUGAUCCCAUGAUGGAAUGUUUAAAGGAGUGGAAUGGAGCUCCUCUUCCUCUCUGCUAGGAUGUGCCUACUAAACAAAAAGGAUACUUUUUUUUUUCUUGAAUAUAAUUUUAUUUUAUUUUUUCAUGUGCUUCUGGACUUGAUUACAUGUUAAUUUGUACUUGAAAUAAACUUGUUAAUCCAACUGUAAUACCUGCCUGGUUUAUACCCUUUUUUUUAAUUUAAUAUUUGUUUCAGUGAAUGUAACAAACAAAUGUAAUGGUAAUAGCAAGUCAUAGUGUAUUCAAUUCAUCCAUUCAGUUUUCUCUCA